AUAUGGCGUUAGUGUUGAUUGUCGUAAUGUUUAAAAUCUCAAAUGACUAUUACGACGUACAAAUUUCAACGAAUAGAUCUUUUUCCUUGGCUACGUUUUAAGUUUUCUUUCCUAAUUAUUAAUUAAAUUAAUUAGUAACGUGAAAAGGUUAUAUAUAAACUUUAAAAUGAUAUUGCUAUAAUCGUUUAUUUAGAAAACACGUUCCAUCAAAUAAGUACACCUACGUGUAUUAAUUGUUAAUUAUUCGUAUAGCUAUCGAUAUGAUUGAAGUACUAUCAUCCGUAACAUGAGCGAUAAUACAAUCACACCUGUGAAGUUUAACCACUUUAAAUCAUAUUAUGCAGAAUAGAUUAACGGUCACCUGUUUGAAUAGAUCGAACUAAUCUAUGAAAACGUUCGAAAAGAAGAUAAUGCAGGAAGACUCGUUACAGCUGAAAUAGGGGUGAACAGUAUUAAUAGGUUGGAUUUAUGCAAUGAAUUAAAAUUACAAACGAAAAGGAUCAGUGACCCAAUUGGAAAAGGUUGAAAGAAUCAAAGGAUUAACCAUGACAUCUCUUGGAAAACUAAUAUUCAUAGAUAUUCACUGUAGGAAUUCAAGAACUUCAUCUUCUACUGAUUUGCAAAAGGAUUAUGUUGAAUCUUUAUCUUUUGCAUUUCAAAAUUUAUUUUAUAUGCCAUUUGAUAUUAUCGAAAACUAUGGCAAUAUGAUAUAUACUUUAGAUAUAAGUCAUAAUAAAUUUUGUAGAAGUUUACACUUUCUAUCAGAAUUUGAAAAUUUAACAUCUCUCAAUCUGGAUUAUAAUAAUAUAGAUGAAUUUACUGUUUUCCCAUAUAUGCCAAAACUUCAACUAUUAUGGUUAAAUCAUAACAAGAUCGAUCACUUAUAUCCAUUUAUUAAGAAUCUCUAUGACAGUAUGCCUAAUCUGAAAUAUUUGAGUCUUAUGGGAAAUACUGCUGCGCCUAGUUAUCUUAAUGGUGGAACGUUUUAUGACUAUUUACAGUAUAGGUUGUUUAUUAUAUCCUGGUUUCCACAUCUUGUACACUUGGAUGACCGGACAAUAACUCCAGAACAAUGUCAAGAAGCUAAAAGACUGUAUAAGAGGCCAUUCUUAGAAAGUUUAUCUGAAAAUGCUCCAUUACCAGAAUGCCUCAAGUUUUUGCAUAAAAAAUUAGCAAAUAUGUUUUCAAAACCAAUUUUGCCUAAUAAAUUACAAAGCACGAGAGGAACAAAUGUUAUUAUAUAAAAGAUUUAUAAAUGAAAUGGAAGUAUAAGAGCAGUCAGAGAAUAUAUUUUUUUUAAGACAGAAUAAGUAUGUAGAACUAUUUUAGAGAAUUUUUAAACAAUAUAUAACUGCCUUAAAAUCGA
This is a messenger RNA of Vespa mandarinia (Asian giant hornet), 1366 nucleotides long. RefSeq names its product leucine-rich melanocyte differentiation-associated protein. The record is from RefSeq and is a predicted model, not a curated record. Lineage: Eukaryota; Metazoa; Arthropoda; Insecta; Hymenoptera; Vespidae. Gene Ontology annotation, molecular function: protein binding.